AUGAAUGACAGCCUCACGGCUCCCGUUUCCGAAUGGGAAGUCAAGCUAGCUCUGUUUGCCAUGUAUCCAGACAAGGCACCCGGACCAGAUGGGAUGACUGCACUUUUUUAUCAGAAGUUCUGGGAUAUAUUCAAGGAGGAUUUGACUCUUAUGGUUAAUAAAUUCCUCACUGAAGGGUAUAUCGCUAAUGGGUUGAAUGAUACAAAUAUUUGUCUUAUACCAAAGAUAACAAAGCCUAAUGAUAUGGCUCAAUUCAGACCCAUAAGUUUGUGUAAUGUCAGCUAUAAGAUCGUCUCUAAGGUCUUAUGCCAGAGACUAAAGAAAGUAUUACCCGGGUUGAUAUCUGAAACCCAGUCAGCCUUUGUUGCGGGGAGACAGAUAUCAGAUAAUAUCAUGAUUGCACAAGAAAUGUUCCAUGCCCUGCGAACCAAACCGAGUGGACGUAACAAGAGGAUGGCCAUCAAAACAGAUAUGAGUAAAGCAUAUGAUAGGAUGGAAUGGUCGUUUAUCGAAGCUGUGAUGCGGAAGAUGGGAUUUUCUGAAACAUGGGUCACUUGGAUAAUGAGAUGUAUCACGUCGGUAAAAUACAAGGUUCUUAUAAAUGGUCAACCAAGAGGAAACAUUGUCCCAGUUACUAGGCAAGAAAUCAAAGUUGUACUUGGAAUUCAUAAUGAUGGGGGGAUGGGGAAGUACUUGGGAAUUCCAGAGGAUAUCAGUGGAUCCAAAUGUAAACUUUUUGCAUUUCUUAAGGAUAACUUGAUGCACAGAGUAAACGGGUGGACUGGUAGAUGGCUCUCGAAAGGGGGGAAGGAGGUAAUGAUCAAGUCCAUUCUACUCGCUCUCCCGACAUACGUCAUGUCCACAUUUUUUCUUCCAUUAGAGAUUUGUGAGAACCUCGCUAGUGCCAUUGCACAAUUUUGGUGGAGUUCGAAUCCCCCAAAAAGAGGGAUACACUGGGCGAAAUGGGAAAAGGUUUGUUUACCAAAAGAGGAAGGAGGAAUUGGGUUCAGAUUGAUUCACGAGUUCAACUUAGCAUUACUGGCAAAACAAUUAUGGAGACUAAUACAGUACCCUGAUUCACUCGUUGCCAGAGUGUUGAAGGGUAGAUAUUAUAGGAUGACCUCGCCAUUGCGAGCAGUCUCUUCUAGUAGUCCAUCAUAUGUGUGGACAAGUAUCUCCGCCUCACGGAAACUACUACUCAUGGGGAUCAGACAGAAGAUUCAUUCUGGCUAUGAAGUUAGGGUGUGGGAGGAUCCAUGGAUCCCAACAAGACCUACUAGACCAGCUAUACCUGUAGCGCCUGUGAUGAACCCGAACAUGGGAGUUAGUGAUCUCAUUAACCAGGACUCGAAGGAAUGGGAGGAAGGGACGCUACAGAACUAUGUCCAUCCUGGUGAUAUACCACUUAUUCGCAGUAUGGCCAUAAGCUCUACUCAUCGUCAAGAUUCUUUCUGUUGGGAAUACACGAGGAAUGGUCAUUACACAGUUAAGUCUGGAUACUGGGUUGCUCAAAAUCUGCUGAAGCCAGAUGAGGAAAAGCUGAUAGUGGAACCAAGUAUCACUAAACUUCAAGCCUUUGCUUGGAAGUUGAAAGCGCCUAGGAAGGUAUGUCAUUUAAUAUGGCAAUUGAUAACGGGUCAGGUGGCAGUAACAAGAAAUCUAGUGAGAAGAAAUAUGCGGUGUGACAACUACUGCCCGAGGUGUGGGGAGGCAGAGGAAUCUGUAACUCAUGCUAUAUUUGAAUGCCCUCCUGCUCUGCAAGCAUGGUCUUUAUCGACGACUCCAACAAGUCCAGGCAUAUUUCCAGCGUCAAGUGUCUAUACAAACAUGGACUAUCUAUUCUGGAGGAAAAAGAAUAUCAUAGCAUUAGACCAAGACAGGGAUCCUUAUCCCUGGAUAAUAUGGUAUAUAUGGAAGGCUCGGAAUGAUAAGCUCUUCAGGGGAAUAGACAGAGAUCCUUUGGAGCUAGUCCGAUAUGCAGAAAGCGAAUGCCAAGCCUGGUUUAGUGCAAACGAGUUGAUACCACCGGUAGUGCAAGACAACAACAAUGAGGAAAACCAAGUCUCAAGCUUGGGUAAUAUUUGCCUCCUGGAUGGAUCAUGGACAGCUUCCAAUAGCUUCAGUGGAUGCGGAUGGGCUUGGAUGGAUAGCGGGGAGAACAUACAACUGAUGGGUACACGGAACUUCACUCGAUGUGAAUCAGCAUUGCAUUCUGAGAUAGAAGCACUGCGCUGGGCGAUGGAGAACAUGCUUCAACACUCGCCAUGUCAGAGCUUUGGAACAGACCGUAAGGAGCUGAUUGCUAUGAUAAAUGAACCCCAAAAAUGGCCAAGAUUUGCGACAGAAUUGGAGAAGAUAGAGACACUGCAGAUUUGCUUUCCGGACUUCAAAAUCAUACAUGUUCCACGAAAAAUUUCAUGCCAUAAGCCAAUGUUUCAAAAUCUAACAUUGAGGCACGGCUCUGACUUUCCUCCACCGGAACCUCUCUUUCGUACUUACCACCGUGAUGGUACCCGUAACCACCGUGAUGCCCCACGUGGUGACCUCCCAUUGCAGCCGCCGCGACUGUUGCUGCAGUGCUUCUCCCGCUAUCAGUCCUCCAACUCCUCCUCCAAGGCCUAUUCACAUGAUCGGCAAAUGUCUCAUGCAAAGCAUUCAGUUAGAGGCUAA
This is a messenger RNA of Brassica napus (rape), 2670 nucleotides long. RefSeq lists its product as uncharacterized. Gene Ontology annotation, molecular function: RNA-DNA hybrid ribonuclease activity; nucleic acid binding. The coding region runs from base 1 to 2670 and encodes 889 amino acids. NCBI's taxonomy places the organism in Eukaryota, Viridiplantae, Streptophyta, Magnoliopsida, Brassicales, Brassicaceae. The record is from RefSeq and is a predicted model, not a curated record. The transcript has 3 exons.